Gryllus bimaculatus (two-spotted cricket) is the source of this 580-nucleotide messenger RNA. Lineage: Eukaryota; Metazoa; Arthropoda; Insecta; Orthoptera; Gryllidae. The record is from the annotation of a GenBank genome assembly.
AUGCCUGACAAGCCACUCACAAAAACUGUUGCGAGAACUCCUGGUGGCGUGGUCUUCAAAGCACGUUCAGGUGAAGGAAAACACUCAACCCCUGGCUUUGCAAUUGUCUCCACCAGACCGGCCGGCAGUCCAAACGGCGCGGCCACCGUCGCCAACGGGAACGGCGCCCCGGGGAAGAAAAAGCUGCUCUCCUCCGUGCGCGGGUGGCUGCUUUACAAAUCGGCCCUGGAGCUCAUGGACGACAACCAACGUAUUCGCGACGGUGAAACUACGAAAAACUACGACAAAUGAUCGAUCUGCUCCCUUCAUAUUUUAAUGCUCACGGUGGUGGAGGAAUGCUUGCUACUAGGACUGUGGUGCUGGUGGUGGUUCUGUGGUAGUGCCUUGAUUGACAGAGGAACGUUAUAUUGGAUCGAAGCCUAUUCCUUAGGCAACGUGGUGUAAAUAUGUUAUGCCUAGUGGUGUGCAGCACUUCCUGAUUAUUUUGUUAUUUAUAUUGUAUCAAGGAUGUUUGAUGUUUUGGCUUGGAGAGAAUGAGAGUUUUAUUAAAGAUGGAACUGUGAUAUGAUGUCUAAAAAAA